GUCCGUGAGGCAGGAAUUCAUUCGGGACCAACACAUAUCCUAACACCCUUCACAUCGUCAUGUUCAUUCAGCUCUGCAUACAGGCUCAUCAACUUUUUGUUAACAACCAAGCUUCAUGAAGAAAUGGAAUUGCACAGCAGGACUUGAUCGGAUCUUCCCUUCGUCACAAUGAGUGUCAGGAAUGGGGAUCUCUUCGUGUAUAACACCAUCGACGUCCCAACUGUGGUGGGUCUACUGAAGAACAUCCUUACGCAGUACCCAGACAAUGGUCAAAUUAUAAAGGAACUUGUACAAAAUGGUGAAGAUGCAGGCGCCACACAAGUCAUCGCUGUUCACGAUACAAGGGAAUUUGGACCUGUUCUGCCGGCAGAAGGAGUGGAUAUUCAGCGCUUUAUCAAGGGACCAGCUCUCUGCCUCUAUAAUGAUGCAGUGUUCACAGAAGCCGAUUGGAAGGGCAUCCGGAGAUUGAGUGACAGCAUAAAAAAAAACGAUCCUCUGAAGGUUGGCCAGUUCGGACUGGGCUUCAAGUCUGUCUUUCAUAUGACUGAUUAUGUGACUAUUAUUAGUGGGAAAUAUGUGUUGUUCAUGGACCCGAGUGAACCAGAGAGGACAAUGUGCCGUACACUCCCUCUUGAAAAGUUAACAUCCAUAAUACCCCAGGAGAAAUGCACAGAGCUUUGGGGGGACUAUCUCACUACACAAAGCCUUAGUAAUGGCUAUCUCCCUGCAACCAUAUUCUGGUUCCCACUCAGACAGACGCCCUCUGAUAUAUCAGCAACUAUUUAUACCUCAGACCAUAUGGGAAGGUUGUUUCACUCGUUUAGAGUUGAGGCACCAGGUUGUCUGACCUUCUUGAAAUCCCUGGAAAAGCUCAGCUUGAAAAUUAGAUAUGGCAAUGGGGGAGAGGAUGACUUGUUUCUUGAGGUUGCACUAAAAAGCUCAAACAUGGAGCAAGUUAGGUGUGCCAGAAGGACCUUCAAGAGACAACUAGAAGAGUGUAAUGGAUCUCCAGUUGCAACCCUGUCAUGUAUGUACGAUGUCACAAUCAGCACAAUCACAGCUGAAGAUGGUAACAAUGAACAGAAGCUUUGCAUCUUGCAUUAUGUACCAGGACCAGGUGGUCCUGCACCAGUGUGGCAUGGAGAUCCUAGCCAGCACCACAUGUCCCAUGUUGGCAUUGCUGCAAACAUGGAUCCAAUAUCAUCCCAAAAGUCAGCUGGACAGAUUUUCUGUUUCCUUCCACUUCCACCUGAGCCAACCAACAACACCAAUUUACCAGUACAAGUUCAUGGCUUCUUCAGCCUCUCUCAAAACCGGAGACACGUUAAAUGGAUGACUGCCGAGGGAGGCCAAGAGCCAGAUAGAUGUAGUUAAUUCAAAUCUCUCAGAGGCACACAUUUAUGCUCUUUGCCAAGUUUUGGAUAUAAGCAGAAUUCAAGCUAAUCUUAAAACUUUACUUAAAGGUCUCAGACUCUUUAGAGGUACAAAUAAUACCCACUGUGUCUUUUAUACAAGCAUUGACAUUUGUCAGAAAAUAGCACCGGCAAACAACAGUUUUCCUUUUGUUUUUCCUGAGACACUGAUUAUACCUGUUAAUGAGAACAGGUGUCAGCUUGCAGUCUUAUUAGGUGCUAUCCCUCUACUUCCAGAAGAUUUGUUUUUGCUUGCCAUGGAAUCAGCACCAGCAAGUGACAGGGAGUUCUUUAAUAAACUCAUUGAAUAUGCAUUAAACAAUUCCCAGCUUUUGAAUGAUAUGAGAGUGAGAAAAAAGCUUCAAGAGAGUCGGUUUGUUCCCACAGAAGGGCAGAGAUAUCUACUACCGUGUGAAGCUUAUGAUCCAGAGGAUUCUGAAAGGGAAGCAUUACUUGGGGAGGAUCUAUACCCAUCACAAACCUUUCAGAAGCAUCUCCCAAUACUCCGUGAACUUGGACUUAAGACUGUUCAGGGUAUGCCUCAAGAAAACCUCAUUGCAAUUGGAAGACAAUUACAAAGUGUACAGCUAACAAAAGAAAACAAAAUAAAGAAAGCUUCAUCACUUUUCAUGGCCAUUAAUCGUAGACAGGACUGUAGAGAGUUGUGCCAUGCAUUAAAGGAUGCUCCUUGUAUAUAUGGUGUGUCUACAAAACCAGAAAGAUAUCCCAAGAAUCUCCAAUGGGAAACUUGCUCAGAUUUAAUCACUCCUAAAGAUGCAAAAUGUGAGUUGUUCAAAGAUAUUUGUGGCUCAGUAAUACCUUUGGUUCCUUGCAGUCAUAUCCCUCAUGUUGCAGAAGCCUUUGGCUGGAAGAAUGAACCCAAUGUUGAUAAGGUAGUAAAUCAUCUACAAAACAUAAUCAACUCAUACCAAGAAUUUGAAUUUGAAUACAGAGAGUUGAUAAAGAACACUUAUAGAUAUCUUGCACAACAUGUUACAAGUAGUACUCUUGCUGCAUUGCAGUCUCUACCAUCAGUAUUUACAGAAUAUGGUUUCAGGAGACCCAAAGAAGUUUACACUUCAGCAAAGAAGGGAGAUAUAGAUUUGCAACCAUACCUUUAUCCACUACUAUUUGACCUGCGUGAACACUCAAGUUUUUUCUUGAAUCUUGGUUGCUUUCAGAGUCAGUCCACAGAAUUGUAUUUAUUUUUACUUGGGGAGAUCCAAAACAGACAUGUUACAGGGGAAGAAGUAAACGCUGAAGAUGAUCGAAGUUUGGUAAUAUCAAUCCUUAGAAAACUGCAGCACAAUAUAAAAGACAUAGAUCCUUCUCAGUUACUACUUCCCAUUGAAACAGAGGAUGGAAGUUUAAGACUGAUGGAGAUUGGGAAGUGUUCAUACUCAAGUGAGGCAUGUGAAUGGUUAGACAGUGAGGAAUUGUCUGUAAGUAUUGUACACAGAGAUGUGGGAACUGCACUGGCAGAAUCUUUAGGUGUAGAAUCCUUAAGUAAGCAUAUGCUGGCAGGUGAAGAAGCUUUCAUGGAGUGGGGGCAGUAUGAGCCUCUCACCACUCGCCUUCACAACCUCCUGCGUCAGUAUCGAGAUGGAUUAGCCAUCUUUAAGGAGAUGGUGCAAAAUGCAGAUGAUGCUGGUGCCACAACAGUAUCAUUUCUCUACGAUGAGCGUUUGAAUAAAGAUUCUCAUACAAGGCUAAUAAAUCCUAAACUGCAGGAAUGUCAGGGCCCUGCCCUAUGGGUGUAUAAUGAUGCUAAUUUCACAGAAGUAGACUUUGAAAAUCUCCGAAGACUAGGUGGUGCAACAAAGGAACAUCAGCCUACUAAAAUAGGCAAAUUUGGUCUUGGAUUUUCAACAGUUUAUAAUCUUACUGAUGUUCCAAGUUUUGUAAGUGGAUCCAGUUAUGUUAUUUUUGACCCACAUCUCUCAUAUGUGGAAGGAAAAAAUCAGACUCCUGGUGUUAGAUAUAACUUUGCAAACAAAAAAAAUGAAGUCAUGCUUAAAAAACUCAGUGGACAAUUUAAGCCAUUUAAAAAGAUAUUUGAUUGUGAUAUUCAAAAUGCAGGCAGGUAUGAUGGCACAUUGUUUCGUCUCCCAUUAAGAACUCCACAGCAAGCAGUAAUGAGUGAUAUUUGUAAAAUAAGUUACCAAAGAGAAGAAAUGCUUGAGCUAUUGGAAAAGUUUAGUGAUAUCAUUGGAGAAAUUCUUCUUUUCACACAGAAUGUCAAAGAAAUCAAAGUAUUUCACUUACAGGAAAAUACAUUACCAGAAGAUAAAGUUUUACUGAUGGAAAGUUCAAGAAAAGAAGAGGAGAAAACAAGAAUACAUCAAGAUAUGCUUAUUGGUGUUUCAUCAGCAGGAAAUGUUAUGGAGUGUGUAGGAAAAUUAUUCAAUGAAGAUCACACCUGGAAGCAAGAGGAAUUCCACCAGAACAUUGUAUUUAAUAUAACUGUGACACAUACAGCCAAUGCAGCAAAAUUAUGUAAUAUAAAACAUAAUAUCAAUACUGUUACUUGGUUUACCUCUUGGCAUACAGGACAUGGUGAUUCCUGUAGACUUGCAGAACUGAAAGGAAAGGCCCUACCUAUUGGAGCCGUGGCAGCACCCUUGAAGAAAGUAGGAACUUCCUGGGAACCUAUAGAGCUAGAAAAACUUCCAUGUGGCUUUUAUAAGAAGAGUCACAUGCAUUGUUUCCUGCCACUACCAGUUUCAAGUUCCUUAAUGGUUCAGAUCAAUGGCUUUUUUGAAGUAGCUUCUGACAGAACAUCCCUCAGUACAAGAACUGAAGAUGACCGGGUUAUCUCGCAGGACUGGAACACCACUCUGAUAAGGGAUGCAGUGACAGCUGCCUACCAUACCCUUUUAACUACUAUCCGCUUGAAAGGUCUUGGUCAAAAUUGCAAGUAUUAUGCUUUAUGGCCACUCUGUGAGGAAGUGCACGAUAACCUUGCAUCUGAACUUUCACAGUCUUUUUACAAGUUCAUUGUGGAAAAUAACUUGACAGUGUUUCGAGAUGACAUUGUGUGGUUACCAUUUUCUAAAUGCUUAUUUCUAGAAGAAAGUAUACACCAAACAAAAUUAGUUGGUAAAUAUGCAUUUAACUUCAUGAGAAACCUAUUAGAGGCAUCAGUGCUAAAGAUAGCAGAGUUACCUGGCAGGAUUGCUUAUGGUUUUGCAAAAAACAUUAUUCCUAAGAUUAUUACUCCAGAAAAGUUCUUUGAAUGCUACUUCAUCCCUAACAUGAGAGAGGAGUUUGCAAAGGGACAAAGGGAAAUCUUGACUUUACAUGCUUUAGAUCAUUACCCAAAUAUUGCCCAUCAACAGAAAGAUAUCUUUUAUAUUCCUAGCACCCCAAAUGGAACGCUUAAAAAGGCUGAUGAACUCAUUCUACCAAACACGCAAAUUGCUUCACUGUAUGAAGUCUCAGAUGAAAGGUUCCCAGAGGAUAUAUUCUUGAAUGAUGGUCACCGUAAAGAUAUUUUAAUACAACUUGGGGUUAUGACAUCAAGGAUCACUGUAGAAAUGCUACAUGAGAGAGCACAGACUGUGAAGGAUUUAUCUUGCACAAUGUGUGGAAUUCGGAGGGCUUCAGAAAUUCUCAAAUAUAUAGAUUCAAAUGACAAGGACAUUUUACCUGUUAUCAGUAAAGAAAUCAAAGACAUUAGCUUUCUGCCAGUCAUGCCCAAACCUAAAGAGUGGAUUGUGUGCUGGAGAGGUGACUCUUUCCCCCCUAAGCUCUCAAGAGCUUGCAAAAUACACAAAGGAAAACAUACAUCAAGCUGUGAUAUAUCUUUUUCAAAACCUGAUUCAAUGUGUUUUCAAGAACUUCGGUCCUUAGCUGGUAGCACACAUGUGAUUCUUGAUAAGUCAGACCCAAAUUUUCAUGCCCGUAUCUGUGUUUUCAGAUCCUUAGGCAUAAUUACUAAGGCUAGAGAUUUGCCAAGUGAGGCAGCCAUCAACCAGCUGAAUAUCUUCAGGAAAGAAUCAAAAGAUAAUUGGUUAACAAUUAGAGAGCAGUGUCAUCAGAUAUACAAGUACCUGGAUAGUUGCAUAAAAGAUAAUGGUUUAGAUGUGGCCAACUUGAUUGACCAAAAGAUACUGUUAACUAAAUUUGGUUUUAUUAAGCCCAAGCAUUUUAUACUCUCAAGCCAUGAAAACUGUGCCCCUGAUCUCUUCUCUGUAGAAACAGAAAAUCUUGGCCAAUACAGACACCUGAUGAAAGCUCUUAACAUUAAGGAGCAUUUUCAUCCUACAACUGUAUUGAAAAUUCUACUUUCCAAAAAAAGACAACACAAUAUGACCAGAUUAUCUGAUGAAGAGGUGUGCCAAAUUUCAAGGCUCCUUCACCUGCUGUUCAAGGAAAUGGAUUAUUCGACUACAGAAGAAGAGAUGGAUCUCUCUCAACUUCACCUUCCAGACUCUGAUGGAUGCCUAGUACCUGUAGGGCAACUCUGCAUUGAUGAUAAUGCAAUGCUUAGCUCAGGCAAAUUUAAAUAUCUAAAUGAGAAAUUUUCUCUCCCACAGAAUUAUAUUGAGAGACUGGGCCUUAAAACAAAAUCUAGGAAACGUCUAGAGGAGUCAUGCAAUCGCUUAGCUUUUGGACAACAUGAAUUGCUUACAACACGAUUAAGGAACAUCUUGAGGGAAUACCCAUGUGAUAGCGGAAUAAUGAAGGAAAUGUUGCAAAAUGCUGAUGAUGCCGGAGCUAGUGAAAUUUCUUUUAUCAAAGAUUUUCGCCAUCAUUCUGAUCAGAAAAUAAUUGACAAAACACUUGCUCCUCUGCAAGGACCUGCACUUUGUGUAUACAAUAAUAGAUGUUUCCAGGAAAAGGAUAUAAGAGGCAUACAAAAUCUUGGUGACAGUAGCAAAGAAAAGGACCCAGCCAGUACAGGACAAUAUGGCAUUGGCUUCAAUGCAGUGUACCACCUCACAGAUGCACCAUCAUUCCUCACACGUGGGCCAGAUACCCUAUAUGGAGAAGAUCAAAGAGAAACUUUGUGUUUGUUUGAUCCACAUUGUUGGUAUGAUCCUUUAGCAACAAAAGAGUACCCAGGGGCUCAAUAUGUAAACCUUAAAGAUUUAAGGAAGGAUUACCCCGACUCUUUUUCAGGAUACUUGGAUGAGGUGAUUCUAAAAGAAGAAGGCACCAUUUUCCGGCUGCCUUUAAGAACUCGUACAGACUCACAGAUAUCAAGUAAUGUCAUGACCCCUUCAGAGUUAGAAAGCAAAAUUGAGGAAUUUAAAAAGGAAAUGAAAAUGUGUUUAUUGUUCUUGAGAAGUGUUCGGAAAAUUUCCAUCAAACACAUGAAUGAAAAUGGAGAGUGUGUUGAUGAGUUUUGUGUUGAAUCAUAUAUAUCAGAUGAAGAUGAAAAUAAAAUCAGGGAAAUGAGAGAUGAUAUGUCACAGAGAAGACAGACUAUCACAAACAAAAAUAACUUGGAUGAAUAUUUUCUUAAGAUGACGAGAAUAUCUUACAAGAUGGAGGUAAAGAACACCCAUAGAUUACAUGAUCACUGGCUUGUAACUCAGCAACUUGGUGCUGAAAAUAGUCUGUGUUUACCCUCUGAGGAAAUACAGGAAGAAUUUCUGGUGGGCUCCUUUAAUCUCCUCCCUCAUGCAGGAGUUGCUAUAUUGCUAGAUUCCACUAGUAAGAUAGACAGUGAACAAAUGGCUACAUCUUGUUAUCUGCCCUUACCAGCUAAAUCUGGUUUGCCUUUUAGUGUUAAUGGACAUUUUAUUUUAAAUAGUUCUCGACGAGACCUAUGGACAGGAAAAGACUUGAGGGUCAUGUGGAAUGAAUGGCUUAUGAAAGAAGUCAUGAUUCCAGCUGCUGUCCAAACAGUUACCCUUUGCCAAGAGUGGAUUUUCUCUGGUAUCAAAGAAACAGUUGCAUAUGGGGACUACAGAAAGAAAGCUGGUAAAUUCUACUGUAUUUUACCAAAUACGAGAAAGAUUAAUGAGAAGUGGAAGAAAUUCCCACAUUGGUUUUUUGAAUAUGUACAUAAGCAUCAGAUUCCAAUAUUUAAUGUUUUUACUCCACAUAGAGAUAUAUCAGCUUCAGAUGACAGCAAGCAUGGCACUGUUGCCAUGCAUGUAAAUUUUUUUAUGUACCAAAAAAUAAUGGGCUACCCACAGAGAAAUUCAGCCUUAGAAGAAUUAAAAGGGACAUUGACUAGGCAUUCACUAACAAAAGAUGGUGACCAGUUUCCUCUCUAUUUCUCAGAUGGCAUUUCUUUGAAUCUCCUGAAUUCUCUCAAGAGACUUGGAAUGAAAAUUGGCACCAAAACUAUGGAAGAAAGGCUGAAACAUGCAGAAGUUAGCUAUUCCAAACUGACACCUGAUGCCGUCCUUGGAUUCUUUUCAUCAUGGACCAGUGGUUACCCUGACAGAUGUAUGCUAAAUGUAGAAAACCACAUUGAAACUACCCCAAUUUUAUCAGAUGAAAAUGCCUGUGAGAUUUUCAGUUACCUCUUCAUGUCCAAAAAAUUUGUACAAGCAAUGAAUAACUUUCCUUUGCUGUUAACUGAGGACCAGCACUUACAUGUUUUCAGUGAAGUAAAACCAGUUUUCAUAUCAUCGUACACUAACUUGCUGCCACACUCAAAAUAUGAAUUUUUACACAGUAAAAUGGCUAAGAUAGUUUGGGAACCCUCUAAGAGUUCACUGUCAGUUCUUAAACCAUUCUCGGUUUCAGACUUUGCUGCAAGAAUAGAGACAGUGUUAGACCAGUCAUUUAAAAACACCACUGAAAUGAAGCUUUGUAAAUAUGAUGAGUUGUUAUCUAAAGAAUGGCUUAAACUAUUCUGGAACUUUGUAACUGAAGACAUUAAACAAAACUUCAAGUCAGGUAACAGUGUUGAUUGGGUGGGAGGAAAGAAGAAUCUGCUGGCUGUGCUAGGAGAUUGGGCAUUAUAUCCCAUCACUGUUAAUAAGACCUCAUAUAUUAUUCCAAUUAAAUAUGCUUACUGUGUCUUACAGACAGAGAUAUACAAUAACAGUUUUAAAAAAUUGCCCAUUCCACACCCAGAUGAUUAUUUUGAAAUACCCAUUGAGCUUAGACUUGCAGCAACAUUGGAUAAUCCAGAGGCAGUGUUAAGGGCAUUACAUUUUCACAGAAAUGAAAUUGGUGCAAAUGCUGCAUUAAGAAACAGAGUUGAAAAUAACAAGAUCUUGGAAUAUUUUGGUGAAGAAAUAAAUAAGGGACACUAUCUAUCCCAAGAACAACUACGAUCCCUUCCCUUAUAUGAAAAUAUCAGUGGUAAAGAUGAAAGUCUAACAGAUAAGAAGAUUAUUGUUCCAGAGACCACAAACAUUAAAUCAGAGAAUUUCAAGCACUUCAUUGAAGGGAAUGACAUAGCCUUAUUGAAAGCUACAUCAUCCGAGACAUUAAAGUAUUUGUACAUCUAUCUUGAUCCAUCAUGUAUAAUGAAAGACCUGGAAAUCUACAGGCAAUAUGUCCUGCCCAAUCUGAAAGACAUGGAUUCAGAGGAGAAGGUCAAGCAUCUAAAGUUUCUAAGAGAUGAACUAGAGAGACUAAAAUAUCGUCCUGAGUCAUCAUGGCCAACUGAGGAGAGGAAUGUUGUUACUCAGUUAAGACGUACCCCCUUCAUUCUAGUGGAGGGCUCACUACAGACAGCAGACCAAUUUUAUGACCCAAUUAAUCCAGUUUUUAAGGUGAUGGGGCUUUGCAACCUGCCAGAUGAAUGGUUGAAAUUAGAAUGGCUGUGGUUUUUAAAGCUGGCAGGAAUGAAAGAUGAAAUAUCUAGCAAAAUGUUUUUGAAGUAUAUUAAAUCAUUGUCAAUAACAGAUCCUAAUGUUGAAGUCAAGUCAAAAACACUUGCAGACCAUUUAUUUUCAAACCAAGAACAGUUGAAAGAUGCCUUUUGUGAAAUUAGAGACAUUGAAUUUAUUGUUCCAUUUAAAUGCCAUUCUUGUGAAAGUAUCUCAUCCCAUUAUCAGACUAGCUCUGGUUUAACAUCUUUCUCUAAAUCUUAUCCCCAAGAGUUGGCAGAAUUGGUGUGGACUUCAGCUUGUCUCUUACCAGAUUCUCAUAAACAAUGUGACAAAGAAAUGAUAAGAUGUCUAAACAUUUCAAGUACUCCUUCAGGGGACACAAUUUUCAAUCAUAUAAGAAACAUUUGCACUGAACUACAGGAGAAAUACAAAUCUGGAAAGAAAGUGUCUGAAGUCAUGACUAAAAUAUAUCAAUAUCUCAUGGAGGCAGAGGAUGAUUUCCUUAACAGGAUUGUAAAUGCUAAAAUACCCAUUAUUCACCUCCCAGACCUAAAGACUUGUGUGACUACAAAUUUAGUUGUAAUAGAAUUGUUUUGUAAUUUAGAGCCAUAUUUGUAUAAGGCACCAGUAGAGUAUGGACUAUAUUUUACUGUUUUUAAGAGAAUGGGUGUACUGGAAAAGACAACUGUUAACACAUAUGCAAAAACAUUGAAUAUGAUAAGUAAGAAUAGCCAAAAUAAUGUUUUACACCCAGAGGAAGUUAGAUGUGUCAAAAUAGCAUUGAGGGGUAUGUUGAAACUUUGGUGGCAUAUAAAAGAUAUUGAGGUUUGUGAAUUGUAUUUGCUAUCCAAAGAUAUGAAACUUGUGUUAUCCUCAUGUAUGUAUGUUGCAGACAAUCCACAGUUUGAAGAAGCAUUACGGAAAACUUUGAAUAAGCCAUUACUAAUGAGUUUUAACUCCCUAGAAAAUUGUGAUAAGACAGAUGUAGACUUUGUUAAGCUUUUACCAGAGAGUCUACGGCCCACCUUUCUGUCUUCUGUAGUAGAACAAGAAUUUAAAGAAAAUGGAAUACACUUGGAGAACAGCCAAAUUGUGGAAAAGUCUAUAAAGGGUUUGGCAACACAAGAGUUCAAGACAGCUGUCCUAAGGAUAUUUAAUCAUGCCAGUCCAGACAAACUUUGCAAGGAGAAUGAAAAAGAACUGUUAGAUAAGCUUGAAUAUGUUUAUUUGAAAACAGUUGCAGAAAUUACAAUAAACCUCAAAUUUCAAGGGCAGAUAGUGGGAACAAACACUUUUAGUUAUGGAUAUCAUAUUGAUUAUUUUCCAAAAAAUGAAACAAAUAUUAUUAUAUACUUAUGCCAGCCCAAUGAAGAAAAAUUCCUGUUACUAGGAUUAUCUGAAGUCUUUCGGAAACUCUUUAGAUACACAAAUGAUGAAAUGAAUGAACAUAUGUUGGCAAUAUUAAUGUCUCUUGAAGAGCCAAGUGAAAUCCAUCAGGUCUUGGACAGGAAAGGUAUUAAGGCAUAUCUUUAUUCCAAUGCUGAAGACAUUGUCCGUAUGUACAAAUCUGAUGUUGGUUCUUAUUUGGACGUUGACUUCAUACAUUUAUUGAACAAUGAACUAUGUCGUUUCCAUGAGGGGGAACUGGUGUGCAUGAAAAAAUAUAUUUAUGGAGAAUUAUUAGACCCUGAAGAAGAAGAUAUUUUCAUUAUUGUACAAAUAAAAAGACAAGUCACAAGUUUUGACAACCCUAUACAUGAUGAGUACGAAGUAAAUACUGGAUCUGAAUCUGAACCUCUCAAAACUGUGAAAGCUUACAUGCUGUACAAAUUUAUAAGAAAAACAACAACUUGCAGAGAUGUUGUUCUGAGGGAUUCUGUACCAGAGGAAGACGAUGAGGAUGCUAUCAUGAAAAGUGUUAGGAUACAGAUGAUAGAGAUUUGGAAGGUUGAAGAUCUAAGGAACAGAAAACAGUUACUACGACGACUAAUGCUCAAAUGGCAUCCAGAUAAAAACCCUGAAAAAGUGGAACUAGCGACGCGAGUCAUGCAGUAUAUACAGUCUCUCUUGAGCCGCCUGGAACGUGGAGAAAUAAUAUCAGAGAACGAGAGUCAUAAUAAUUUUCCAAGGAGCCAGCCCAGUUCAUUCUAUGAGGACAUUUUCCGCUCUCCUCCUAGUUACUACAGAGAGCCCAGGAGUUCAAGCAGUGGUAGAUCCUUUUAUAGCAACUUCAGAGGCCCCUCACCCUCAUCAUACAGAAACCAGGAAAAGAUGAGGAUGCCAGACAAGCCAGAAGCCCGGAAAUGGCUAAAACAAGCUAAACACGAUCUAGAGGAGGCUGAGAGGCGAAGGGAUGGAUCUGACUGCUGGAUCACCUAUAUGUGUCAUCAGGCAGCCGAAAAAGUACUGAAAGCAGCCCUAUACUUGGAGGACAGAGACACGGCGCAGAGUUAUCAGAGUGGCUCUGAGUGCCAUUCCCUGACUGCAGUGGCAAGGCAUCUAUCCUGCAGCAAUACCUCGAGCUUGGCAACUGAUAUGCAAUUUCACGUCGGCCAUCAUACCAAUCUGAGAUACCCAACAAGCUUAGGAUCCCCAUGUGAUCGCUAUACCAAACAUGAUGCUGAAUUUAUGCUGGAGAAAGCAGCUAGCCUCAUGGAAACACUGAAGCCUAGGUUUCAAUCCUUGUAAUUUUUUUUGUUUGUUUGUUUCCCCUUUUGCAGGCAUUGAUGUUUGCAUUCCUGACAUUAUAAAUUCAAGAUUAAGGAUUAUGCUAAAAUGUAUAGGAACUUGUCAAUCAUCAUGCCGGUCUAGAAGAGUGCCCUAUAUAUCUUACAUCACUAGAUUUUUGUUUUCUUCUUCUUCUUAUAAUGUAAGAUGUAACAGUUCUGAAUUUCAAAAACUGAACAUUUUAUCAUAAGUAUAUAUACUUCUACAUGAUAUGUUUUUUUUUGUACCCACAUUUUUGUCAAACACGAAGUUUGAUUAGUAAUUACCUUUAUGUUAGAUACGAGUGUUCUGGGAUUUCAAAGAACAUUUAUUCAAGUAUUUUUUACAUGUUAUGCAGUGUUAUGCCCAAAAACAAACAUGGUUCGAAUCCUAUCCUGAACACAAAAUGUAAUCCUUAUUGUUAGGUUAAGUUUUUUUAACUUCAUUCACAAGACUUGUGUCCUUGAUUUUACAUGUCUUGCAUCACUGAUUGAAGUAAAUAACCAUAUUAUUUUAUUUGUCGAUAGGGAGCAAGUACUGCAUUAUUCUGUAUUAUCUUUUGAGUAUUUUUGUUAUUUCCUUUUGAAUACCCCAAGUGCAAAGGGGGUUGCUUAUCCAAUGUUAUAUGAUAUGAGAUUUCAAGACUUAUAUUUUCCAUAGGUUCUACAGUAUAUAACUCGGUAACAUUACUUUUUAUGUUUUUCAUGGUAAAAUGCAUUCCACUGAGUUACAAUUCUCUUGUUCAGUGUAGGUGUUCAAGGUUUUUAAACAGUGACCUUUAUAUUCUGUUUUAAUUUUUUACACAUGUGAAUUUCCAUGUUCAAAGUAUCUAUAUAUUGUAUUAAGUAUUAUUAACUAUUAAGUUAAUCUGUAUACCCUAUAUAACAAUAAAGUUUCAUGAUAUAAAA
This is a messenger RNA of Penaeus chinensis, 12774 nucleotides long. RefSeq names its product sacsin-like. The record is from RefSeq and is a predicted model, not a curated record. NCBI's taxonomy places the organism in Eukaryota, Metazoa, Arthropoda, Malacostraca, Decapoda, Penaeidae. Gene Ontology annotation, molecular function: Hsp70 protein binding.